Pungitius pungitius (ninespine stickleback) is the source of this 4047-nucleotide messenger RNA. RefSeq names its product WD repeat-containing protein 37-like. The transcript is spliced from 14 exons. Gene Ontology annotation, molecular function: protein binding. Lineage: Eukaryota; Metazoa; Chordata; Actinopteri; Perciformes; Gasterosteidae. Bases 479 to 1981 code for a protein of 500 amino acids. The record is from RefSeq and is a predicted model, not a curated record.
AAGUAGGUGCACCAAUAAAAUACGUGAUGUGUCAAAAUUCGGAAAAAAACCCGGAAAAGGUAUUACUGUCAAACUGUAGCGUGUCAUUACCGUCAAAAUACAUACGAUGAAAAUAGAGAAAUAAAAAUAAAAACGAACCCACAGGUUUUAAUGCUACAUUUCAUGUUGUGUUCACUUUAGCCAACGGGGAGGUCCGUUAGCUGCGGUUUUAUGUAACUUACAAGGAUUAGGUAACAUGUUCUGAUGCCACAAUGAAUGUGACAUUUAAUGUCAGCAUUGGCUCGCGUGUAACGUUAGCUUAGUUUUUAAGACAUCUGUGCGGAUUGAUGAAUUCAGUGAAGCAGUGACAGAGAAAAGGUGGUGAUAACAGAACAACCUCAUCCACCCACCAGCCAACCAUCGAGCCUGGCCUUUGUUUACCUGCUUCCCAGGUAAGAGGUGAGCAGGGGGGGCAGGGCCCUCCCUCGCCGGUAGGAGGAUGCCUGUGGAAGGUGGGAGCAGCAGCGGCUCGGCUUCGGCGGCACGACACCCCAAGCAGAAGCGGAAGGCUCACAGUUUGUCCAUCCGCCGCACCAACAGCAUAGAGGAGAGGCUACCAGGCUUUCAGAGAGGAGACAUGCUAGAGGGACAGGACUCGAAGCUGCCCCCCCCUCUACGGAACAACCUUCUCGACCUUUUUGGUCAGAUAGAACGCGAGUUUGAAAACCUCUACAUUGAAAACCUGGAACUACGCCGGGAAAUAGACUCUCUGAACGAGCGUCUGACCGGAGACGGACAGGCUAUUGAGGGAGGAGACCCCACUAAGGGAGCUUUGAAAACCAAAGCCAGCCACAGCACCAGUCAGCUGUCACAGAAGCUGAAAACGACCUACAAAGCAUCUACCAGCAAGAUUGUGUCCAGCUUUAAAGCCACCGCAGGCUCUCGAGCUUUGUGUCAGCUGCUCAAGGAGUACGCGGGCCACCGGGAUGGCAUCUGGGAUCUCGGCAUCACACGGACUCCGCCAGUGGUCCUGGGCACCGCCUCCGCAGAUCACUCCGCUUUGCUUUGGAGCAUAGAGACUGGAAAAUGUCUGCUGAGGUAUGCUGGCCAUGCAGGAUCAGUCAAUUCCAUCAAGUUCCACCCCACAGAGCAGAUGGCCCUCACAGCCUCUGGGGACCAGACAGCUCACAUCUGGCGCUACAUGGUGCAGCUUCCUGCCCCCCAGCCAUCACCAGAUGUCAGUGCCCCAUGUGAUGACGACCAGGACUCAUCGGACAGAGAAGACGGUGAGGUGGAUGGUGAGGGCCCCAGCGAGGUCCCCACCGUCCGGCUCGCUACGGCAACCAUGAAGAGCCACCAGGGUGUAGUGAUCGCAGCUGAUUGGUUGGUGGGAGGCCGACAAGUGGUGACCGCUUCCUGGGAUCGGGCUGCCAACCUGUAUGAGGUGGAGACAUCUGAACUGGUUCAUGCCCUCACUGGCCAUGACCAGGAGCUGACCCACUGCUGUACCCAUCCUACCCAGCGGCUGGUGGUCACUUCAUCCAGAGACACCACCUUCAGACUGUGGGACUUCAGAGACCCCUCCAUACACUCUGUCAACGUCUUCCAGGGACACACUGACACGGUGACGUCGGCGGUUUUCACGGUGGGCGACAAUGUGGUUUCGGGAAGUGACGACCGCACCGUCAAGGUGUGGGAUUUGAAGAACAUGAGGUCGCCAAUAGCAACCAUUCGCACUGACUCAGCCGUGAACAGAAUCAGCGUCUCUGCCAACCAGAGGAUCAUCGCUCUGCCACACGACAACCGGCAGGUCCGACUGUUUGACAUGAACGGAGUGAGGCUGGCCAGACUCCCACGCAGCAACAGGAUGGGUCACAGGCGAAUGGUGUGUUGUACGGCGUGGAACGAAGAGAACCAGUCCUGCAACCUGUUCACCUGUGGCUUCGACCGGCAGGCCAUCGGCUGGAACAUCAACAUCCCCGCCCUGCUGCAGGAGAAGUGACGCCACUGACACACUCACGUGCACAACAGAAACACGCACGCACACACACACACAGUGUAAUCUUUGGUCUCCCACCUGCUUGCAUGUAUAAAGUGUUUACACAUUGAAGCACUUUAGUCGUUAUGUAUGUCACAGAUUUCCAGCUGCUGUAGUGUGGAGGAAAUGGCUUUUUAGGAAGCCGACAUUCGAUAUUUUACUGAUUCUACAUCUCAUUUGUUCAUGGUUUUAAGUGACCCACAUGGUUCCAAGUGUGUGAAGUGCUGAACUCUGGUAUUUGACCCCUUCACUUACUAAGCAUGCGUCUUUUUCUGAGAUUAAACUAUAGAAGUAUAUAUAUAUAUAUUUGACUCCACAGUCACAGGCUGCUGUUCACAUCACUGUUGUUUAGUGACUGCUGAGUGGUUACUCCUGCAUGCAGAUAAUCUCGGUUUGCUAAUGUUACCUGACUGGAUGUGAGAGAACCAUGAGGCCAUCAGUUUAUAGGAUAAGAUAUGAAGAAGUUCUGUAUAUGUUAUUUUGUGGCCUGAUUAAGUGACCUGUGUUGCAGGUUGUUGCUACUUUGUGGAUUAAGUGUCUUACAGUGAUCUGCCAUUUAAGGUGGAGUUUGGUUCUGUGAAAUGUUUUUAUCCUUUUAGUGAGACUUGAAAUAUUCUUGUCAUUGAACGUAAUAUAUAUAUAUAUAUAUAUAUAUAUAUUAUUCAGGCCUGCCAGAUGACUUCCACAGCAAGCAGGCUGCUGGCUUAUUCAUUUUUAGUAUAAUUUACUGCAGUCUUGUCUGAAAAUGUUCACCAAUUUUUAAAAUGUCAGUCCUUGCCUUUACCUUGGAUGCUUUCAAUUCAGAACUGGCCUCCGUAUUUCCAUAUUUUGUUUUGAAUUUUCCAAAUGAUUCUUUAACUGCCUUGUUUGUUUAUAGGAAGAUAUUGUUGUAUUUCUCAAUUCUCCGUCUCUGUCAGACUGCUAAGUGUCAAGAAUCAAGGCAAUAAUGGGUAUGUGAAGGUUACACAUCAUUAUAAUUAAGUAUUUCAUAUAUGUUGCAGGUUUGGGAGUCACUACUUUUAGCCAUAUUUAGCGCUCACACAUCUUCAGUUUGAGUGAAAUACAAACCCGUCCUCUUGAGCCUGUUGCCAACUGAGAGCCCCGUCUUGCUGUAAUGUGUCAUUUCUGUGCUUCAGUAGCAGCUUGUCGAUAUGAAACUGUUGUGUUUGCACUUUGCAUUGAACCCCUUCGCCUUGUGUUACCUCUGACUUGUUGAUGUUCAAAGUCUGUGAAUUCCACUCUUUAUCCAAAUUCAGAAGCAAUAACCCAGCUGCUUUAUGUUUCUGGUGCUCAGAGUGCUUCUGGUUUAAAAUACUGAGUCUCAGUUUAAGAUCUAGUAGAGUUGAACCUGACCAGAAUACGUCAUUUGUUACACUCAUGCUCUGUCCUUUAACAUGAAGUCUGCUGUAGGUUUUGAUCUUCAGACGUGAUUUUCACUGCUGUAAGUAAGUAUGAUUUGUGCGACUGGUGUAGAUGUUGCUCAGUGUACAGAACUUGCCCCAAAGUUGGCUUCUUACCUCACAUUUGCUGCUCUUUCUACCAACAAGAGAGUGGCGAUGGGUAUUGAGGUAGCAUGAAGGUAAUCACAUAAUGAAAUGCCUUAGCGUUGCAUGGAGAACAGUGCAUCAGCCUUAUCCAUCAGAGAAUCAAUGCACUGUUCCAAAUGCAUGUUAAAAAACUAAUUGUGUUUCACUGCACGGUGCAGAUUUAAUUAUUAUUCCUGUUUCAUUUCGAGAACUCAAUCUCGCGGCCAGUGAUUUCAAUGUCAUUGUGAUCUGGAAGUAGAAAGGCAAGUCCUAUUUUCGCCCCACAAAUGAAUUCCAACUCGAAGGAAAAUGAUCUUGUAUUGAUGCACUAAGAUAUUGCGAACCAGAUGUUAGGGGUGAGCAAGAAGUGGAUAGACAGCACCAGGCCUCGUAGCGAAUCAUAUUCCUCAAAGUUCAUUAUGGGAUUUACUUUGCAUACUUCAUUGUGGUAGCUACGUGCUCUUGGACACUUUCCAAUAAAACUUGUGAUUUUCUUUCCCAGUC